AUGUUACAGUUUAAAAACUGUAAAAAGGCUACAGUCCAGAAAAUACUGGAUGACUUGGUAUCUAAAGGGAAGAUCUUUAUGAGAACAAUAGGAAAAUCAAAAGUAUAUUGUCUUACACAAGACAUGACAUUUGAGAUUGAUGAAAGCAUUUACACAGAUGAAAUUGAUACGAAACAGGAUCAGACCAUAGAUGACAAGAUUUUGAGAUAUCUGAAGUGGAACUAUGAAAGGCAUGUGGCAGAGCUAAUUAAACUCAAAGAAGAAUGCAAGAAGCUAGAUCAGGUUCUAAAUGGAUAUGAGAACCAACUGAGUAUUGAUGAAUUAAAAAGAGCUAUUGAGAAAAUGAAAGCUAUUGUUAAGGAAUACAAAGGCAAGGGAAAACAGGAAUGUGUAAGUUAUGAAGAAUUUAAUAAGAAAAAGAAGGUAUGUUUAAAUAUUAAAAAAGAAUUAAUGAAGAGAACACAAAUAUACAAAAACAUUAUCGAUACAAUAUGCGAGGGAUGUGGAAUCAAAAAGAAGGAUUUCCUAAGGGAUGUUGGAAUAGAAGAAUAA
Molecule: messenger RNA, 552 nt
Organism: Vittaforma corneae ATCC 50505
Lineage: Eukaryota; Fungi; Microsporidia; Nosematidae
Exons: 1
Coding region: 1-552 (183 amino acids)
Biological process (GO): meiotic joint molecule formation; homologous chromosome pairing at meiosis; meiotic strand invasion involved in reciprocal meiotic recombination
Cellular component (GO): condensed nuclear chromosome; DNA recombinase auxiliary factor complex
Molecular function (GO): recombinase activator activity; double-stranded DNA binding
Source: RefSeq, a predicted model, not a curated record